AGUGACGUCACCGCGCACACCGCCGCCAGUCUGCGCUGAAACGACCAAGACCCGAGACUGGAGCAGAAAGUCCCCAAAAGUGCUCUACAGCGCGGCCAAAAUCUGGGACGAACCCGGGACUUAUCUAGGUCUGAGCCGGUCCAAAACCAGGUCUGAGCGAGGACUAUACCGGGACUAAACCAGGAGUUGGAAAAGGUGCAAAAGGAGACAAGGAAACCCCCAGAGGUCUCGCGCAAAACCGAGUCCGGACCAAAGGGAUUACGCACAGAAUUUGGACCAAACUAGGACUUAACCAGCACUAAACCAGGACCAUGUCGGUCUCAGAGGAACCCGACGGAGCGCGCCCCCGAUACGGCUCGGUGCUUGAUGGCGUGGAGCGUCUCACGGCCGAGGAGAUGGAUGAGCGGCGGCAGCAGAACAUGGCCUAUGAGUACCUGUGCCAUCUGGAGGAGGCCAAGAGGUGGAUGGAGGCGUGUCUGGACGAGGAGCUCCCACCCACCACGGAGCUGGAGGAGGGGCUUAGGAAUGGAGUGUAUUUGGCCAAACUGGGACACUUCUUCGCUCCUCAGACGGUUUCUCUCAAGAAGAUCUAUGACCGAGAGCAGACACGAUAUAAGGCCACAGGUCUUCACUUCAGACACACAGACAAUGUGAUCCAGUGGCUCAACGCCAUGUCGGCCAAGGGGCUGCCCAAGAUUUUUUAUCCGGAGACGACGGACAUCUAUGACCGGAAGAACAUGCCACGCUGCAUCUACUGCAUUCACGCACUCAGUCUGUACCUGUUCAAACUGGGACUGGCCCCUCAGAUCCAGGACCUUUACGGAAAAGUGGACUUCACAGAGGAGGAGAUUAACAACAUGAAGUCAGAGCUGGAGAAGUACGGGAUCCAGAUGCCCGCCUUCAGCAAGAUCGGAGGGAUCCUGGCCAAUGAGCUGUCAGUCGACGAGGCCGCAUUGCAUGCCGCUGUCAUCGCCAUAAACGAGGCGGUUGAUCACGGCGACCCCCAGGGGACCUUUGCGGCGCUGCAGAACCCGAACGCCAUGUUGGUCCAGUUAGAUCCAGACUCUGCCCAGGACUAUCAGGACACACUGCACCGGGCCAAAGAUCAGAAGGUCCAGAGCUCCAGGAAACGGCAAAUGGAGAACGCUGAAGCAGAACGUGACAUUUACGACGAACUCCUGACGCAAGCGGAGAUCCAGGGCAACGUCAACAAAGUCAACAUUGCCACGGCGCUGCGGGCAAUAGAGGGUGCUCUUCUCAGUGGGGAUGAGAACAAACUGUUUGAGGCCCUCAAAGCUCUGGGCCUCAGGAACCUGAACCCUGACAACAAGAGCUGGUACCUCAAACAGCUGCAGGCCGACAGGGACAACAAGGAACAGGUGUCGCCAGGUGAAGCCCUGACCAAAGACGAGCUGCAGAAUGGAGUAGAUGCUGCAAAUGAGUUUUCAGACGGAUAUAACAAGAUGCUUGUCGCGGUGGAGAGGAUAAACGCCGCGAUCCGAGCCGGCAUUCCUGAGAAGACGGUGGAGGAGUUAAUGAGGCCGGAGGCUCAGCUUCCCACAGUGUUUCCUGAAGCUGCAGAUCUGUAUCAGAGAGAACUGAGCAGCCUCCAGCAGCAGAGCCCCGAAGGUGCCCUGUCCCACCCCGAGCUGAUGGUUGCCGUAGAGAUGCUGUCUGCGGUGGUACUGAUGAACUCUGCGCUGGAGCGAGGAGAUAAAACAGCACUGUGGAACCUUCUGUCCAGCCCUGAGACUGGCCUGAGCAACGUGGACCAGGAGACCGCCCAGAGAUACAUGGAGGAGCUGUUACGACUAAAAGCUGAAGCAGGAAGUGAAUAUUUGACCUGGAAUGACAUCCAGGCGUGUAUUGACCAGGUCAACCAGACUGUGCAUGAUGAGCACCAGAGGAUCGCUGCAAUUGGUGAGAUAAACGAGGCGUUGGAUGAGGGUGACGUUCAGAGGACUUUGGCAUCGCUGCAGAAUCCGGCGGCGAAACUCGAGGACAUCGACCCCGCCCUCGCUGCACACUACCACGAUGUCCUCCAAGGGGCGCGGCGCGAGAAGGCUCAUGAGACACAGGACCCGUCUGCUGUGCUGUGGUUGGACGAGAUCCAGGAUGCUAUCCGCCAAGCCAAUCAGAACACGGCUGACGCCUUGCUCUUCUCCCAGUGCAUCCAGGCCAUAAACCGUGCGGUGGACCAAGGCGACGCUGCUCAGACUCUGGCCGCACUCAGGAACCCUGGGGCGGGGCUGUAUGGGGUCACGGCUGAGUGUGGAGAGACGUACCAGAGUGAGCUAAAAACCAAGAAGGAGCAGAAGGAACCAGAUAUUGGCAGCGAGUGGGUGAAGCACUGGGUGAAGGGGGGACAUCAUUAUUACUACAACCUGAGCUCAGAGGAGGGCACCUGGGUCGAACCAGAGGGGUUUAGUCCCAACAGCAGCCAACUGAGCAAGGACGAGAUCCAGGGUGCAGUGUCGGGUGUGACCACAGCAUAUAACCGCGAGCAGUUGUGGCGGGCAAACGAGGCUCUGAUCACGCGCCUCCAGGCGCGGUGCCGAGGGUUCCUUAUCCGAAGGAACGUCCAGGAGCGGAAAGAGUUUCUACAGAGCCAGAGCCCAGCAGUCACCACAAUACAGGCCCAUUGGAAAGGACACAAACAGAGAAAGAACUACAAGGAACGCAAGCAAUACCUUAAGGAGCACAGCAAGGAGGCUGUCAAGAUCCAGUCCAUGGUCCGGAUGCAUCAGGCUCGCAAGAAAUACAGAGACCGACUCAAAUAUUUCAAUGAUCAUAUUGAUGACGUGGUGAAGAUUCAAGCAUUCAUCCGAGCCAAUAAGGCCCGUGACGACUACAAGACGCUUAUAAACGCUGAUGACCCCCCCAUGGGUGUGGUGCGUAAGUUUGUGCACCUUCUGGACCAGAGCGAUCAGGACUUUCAGGAGGAAUUGGAGCUGAUGAAGCUCAGGGAGGAGGUGGUCACAAACAUCAGGUCCAACCAGAGUCUGGAGAAAGACCUGAACCUCAUGGAUAUCAAGAUCGGGCUCCUGGUGAAGAACAAGAUCACUCUGCAGGACGUGGUGUCCCACUCCAAACGCCUUACCAAGAAGAACCACGGACAACUCGCCAACAUGAUGGUCCAGAAGGGAACACAAGGAGGUCUGAAGGCUUUGAGCAAGGAGAAGAGACUGAAGCUGGAGGCUUAUCAGCACCUCUUCUAUCUCUUACAGACCAACCCCUCAUACUUGGCCAAACUGAUCUUCCAGAUGCCUCAGAACAAGUCAACAAAGUUCAUGGACUCUGUGAUUUUCACUUUGUACAACUAUGCAUCCAAUCAGAGAGAAGAAUACCUCUUGCUUCGACUGUUCAAGACGGCGCUCCAAGAGGAGAUCAAGUCCAAGGUGGACCAGCUGAAGGAGGUGGUGACGGGAAAUCCCACAGUGAUUAAGAUGGUGGUGAGUUUUCACCGCGGGGCCAGAGGUCAGAACGCUCUGAGGCAGAUCCUGGCGCCUGUCGUAAAGGAAACCAUCGAUGACAAAACACUCAACAUCAAAACUGAUCCGGUCGACAUCUACAAGAGCUGGGUCAACCACAUGGAAACACAGACAGGGGAAGCCAGUAAGCUGCCGUACGACGUGACCCCGGAACAGGCCAUGUCACAUGAGGAAGUCCGCACUCGACUGGAGGCUUCAAUCAAAAACAUGAAGAACCUCACAGACAAAUUCCUUUUGGCCAUCACCACGUCUGUGGACAAAAUCCCGUACGGCAUGAGAUUCAUCUCCAAAGUGCUCAAAGACUCUCUCCACGAGAAGUUCCCUGAUGCCACAGAAGACGAGCUGCUCAAGAUUGUGGGUAACCUGUUGUACUACCGCUACAUGAACCCGGCUGUGGUAGCGCCUGAUGCCUUCGACAUCAUCGAGGUGGCGGCGGGUGGUCAGCUGAGCACCGAGCAGCGCCGAAACCUGGGCUCUGUCGCCAAAAUGCUCCAACACGCUGCGUCCAGCAAAAUGUUCUAUGGAGACAACGCCCACCUCACGCCCAUCAAUGAGUACCUGAGUGCCGCCUACGCCAAGUACAGGCGUUUCUUCCUUGCGGCGUGCGACGUUCCAUCUCUGGAGGAGAAGUUUAAUGUGGAUCAGUACUCGGACCUCGUCACCGUCACCAAACCUGUCAUUUAUAUUUCCAUCGGAGAGAUCGUCAACACGCACACGCUCCUCUUGGACCAUGCGGACGCCAUUGCUCCCGACCAUAACGACCCGAUCCACGAGCUGCUGGAGGACCUGGGGGAGGUGCCCACGGUGGAGGCGCUUCUUGGAGAAAACCCCCUUCCCCGGGACGACCCCAAUCGCGACCUCCUUGGGAAAACCGAAGUGUCUCUAACUCUAACCAACAAGUUCAAUGUGAGCGCAGAUGGGAACGCUGAGAUGGACGCCAAGACGCUGCUGCUCAACACCAAGAGGCUCAUCGUGGAUGUGAUCCGGUUUCAGCCUGGAGAGACACUGACUGAGAUCCUGGACUGUACCGCAUCCCCAGAGCAGGAGGCGGAGUACCAGCGGGCUAUGCAGAGGAGGGCUCUGAGGGACGCUAAGACCCAGGACCAGAGCCAGGACCAGACUCAGACCAAACGGGACCAAGAUGACUCUCUCAGUCUUCAGGGCAAAAAGGACAAGAUCCGGCACAACCUGCAGGUCCUGGCCGAGCUCGGCAAAGUUCAGCCACAGAACCGAUACCAGGACCUGAUCAACGACAUUGCCAAGGACAUCCGUAACCAGCGGCGGUACCGUCAGAGGAGAAAGGCGGAACUUGUGCGUCUGCAGCAGACCAACGCCGCCCUGAACUCCAAAACCAAGUUCUACCAUGCCCAGAUCGACCAGUACCACCAGUACAUCCGGACAUGCAUGGAUAACCUCACCAAGGGAAAAGUGUCAAAUGCCAAGGCGAAGAAGAGCAAACAGGUUUCUCACAAAUACACAGCAUCUCGACUCCAUGAGAAAGGAGUCCUCAUCUCCAUCGAAGACUUGCAACCCAGCCAGUUUAGGAACGUGAUCUUCGAGAUCUCUCGCUCUGAGGCCGUUGGAGUCUUCGACGUCAAAGCCAAACUUAUGGGAGUCCAUCUGGAGACCGUCCAGCUGGAGUACCAGGACUUACUACAGUUACAGUACGAAGGGGUGGCGGUUAUGAAGCUGUUUGGCCGAGCGACCAUCAACGUGAACCUUCUCAUCUUCCUCCUCAACAAAAAGUUCUACGGCAAAUAAUCCCACUGUCAUUUUAAACUGUUAUGUUCUAUGUACUAUUCUGAAUGUUCCACAGAGAAACAAUAAACUUUUAUCUAACGCAACCUCAA
This is a messenger RNA of Periophthalmus magnuspinnatus, 5341 nucleotides long. RefSeq names its product IQ motif containing GTPase activating protein 1 (gene iqgap1). The record is from RefSeq and is a predicted model, not a curated record. Gene Ontology annotation, biological process: regulation of actin cytoskeleton organization; regulation of GTPase activity. Gene Ontology annotation, cellular component: cytoplasm; nucleus. The transcript has 37 exons. Lineage: Eukaryota; Metazoa; Chordata; Actinopteri; Gobiiformes; Gobiidae. Bases 312 to 5252 code for a protein of 1646 amino acids. Gene Ontology annotation, molecular function: actin filament binding; GTPase activator activity; calmodulin binding.